Molecule: messenger RNA, 3687 nt
Organism: Sphaeramia orbicularis (orbiculate cardinalfish)
Lineage: Eukaryota; Metazoa; Chordata; Actinopteri; Kurtiformes; Apogonidae
Gene: dolk
Product: dolichol kinase
Exons: 2
Coding region: 328-1899 (523 amino acids)
Biological process (GO): dolichyl monophosphate biosynthetic process
Cellular component (GO): endoplasmic reticulum membrane
Molecular function (GO): dolichol kinase activity
Source: RefSeq, a predicted model, not a curated record
CUGGUCCGUGACGCUGGCCCUUUAAGGGAGCGGUCACUGUUGUACCACGUGACCUGGCUGUCAAAUAUGGCCCCCUCCUACUGGGUGUGAGAGAAGCGACAGCUGACAAAGGAAAGAAAUCUGUCAAAAACGACGGGACCGACUCUUCUCACAACAUACCUUUCUCCAGAUAAAACUGUACUUAUGUGACAUCUCGGGAAGUGAAAAGUGCCUGCCAAAUGAUGACUGGUACCAGAGAGAAGAACUGACAGAAGAAGGCCUUCAUUAUUGCAGACCAUCUGUUCAGGUCAACCCUCCUCCCUCUCUGAGUGUCUCCACCCUGCAGCCAUGCAGAUCAACCCAGUGCUCGUGGAGUCUACUGUAGUUUUGGCGGUGGUACUGUGUGUCCACAUGGCCGUCUGGAACCAGCACUCCUGGUGCAGCAUAGCCCUCGUCAUCCAAGCGUUCUACGUACAGCACAAAUGGGACCGUUUGCUCAGGUCUGGUGGUGCUGUGUUCCAGUUUCGUCCUUCAGCAAAUAGCGGCAUCGUCCCAGCCUCCAUGGUGAUGCCCUUACUGGGUCUAGCACUGAGAGAAAAGUGCUCUGCCUCAGGGAAUGUCUACUUUGAGCGCUUCUCCAUGGUGAUCACCAUCACAGGCAUGAUGCUAGCCCUAUUUCUCUCCUUGAUUGCACUUGGAAUUACAAGACCUGUGCCCACAAACACAUGUGUGAUCGCAGGCAUGGCUGGCAGCGCUAUUCUCUACACCACAAAACAGACGCUGACGGUCUCUGAGGUCAUCGAGGUGUUAGAGGUGCUGUUAAUCUUUGUUUAUCUCAGCCUGAUUGUACUCUACCUACUGCCUCGCUGUUUCACACCCGGAGAGGCACUUCUUAUCGUUGGAGGAAUCAGUUUCAUUGUUAACCAGCUCAUCAAACGCUCUCUGAACCUGGCUGAGGUGAAAGGCGAUCCAGUCAACUACUUUCUGCCUGUUGUAGUUGUGGGUUCACUGCUGCUCGGAGUCUUCUUUGCUCUGCUUUUCUGUUUCAUGGAGUCUGAGAACUGGGUGUCGUCACUUUUCUUUCACAUGAUGACAGCUGUUCUGGUGCUGGGAAUCCUGCUGCCAUGGCUGUCCCUUUUCAUCGGCCGCUACCCCAUCAUGUGGCUCUUGGACUUCAUCACAUUAAAUGACAGAAGACUCUGUCUCCUGGGGUACUGGGUGUUUUUAACUUCGGUGGCCACCUGUGUUGUCUUGCAUCAAAACUACCAGCGCCAGUCAGGCUCCAAAAAGCACCAGGCCUCGACUGUUGUCAGGAAGUACUUUCAUCUGAUUGUAGUGGCCACGUAUGUCCCAGGGCUGAUAUACGACAGACAGCUGCUCCAUGUGGCGUCGGUCGGUUGCUUGGCAGUUUUCUUGUUCCUGGAGUACGUGCGUUACUUUCGGAUCAGGCCUCUGGGUCAGCUGCUCAGGCAGUUGCUCACAUUGUUUCUGGAUGAGAGGGACUCUGGGCCUCUCAUCCUGACCCACAUCUACCUGCUGCUGGGCAUGUCUCUGCCCAUAUGGCUGUUCCCAGGGCCCUGUGCUCCUAAAGGUAUACUUCCUGGUGCGGGAGGCCUGGUGCCUUAUGCAGGCGUGCUGGCCGUAGGGGUCGGAGAUACUGUGGCAUCCGUCUUUGGCAGCACCAUGGGGGAGAUCCGAUGGCCUGGCACAAAGAAAACCAUGGAGGGGACUGCGACUUCUGUGUUUGCACAGAUCAUUGCUGUGGCAGUGUUCCUCAUCUUUGAUGGGAGCAUCAAUCUGAACUCCACCUACUCAUGGAUUGUGGGCUCUAUCACUCUGGUGGCCAUGCUGGAGGCCUACACCUCGCAAAUAGACAACCUCCUGCUCCCACUCUACCUCUUCAUCCUGCUAUUGCUUUGAAUGGACAGGUAGCACGAAUUAAAACAAAAAAAAGAAAGAAAAAAAACCCUGCAGAUUUCUCCUGAAUGUCUUCACUGUAGUUCAAAAAAGCUGAAUCCAUGGGUAAAAAUGAACAAAAUAUGACGAUAUUAGUCAUAGAAAGUCCUUUUGGCAAUCAGACAGGGAGUUAAUUUUUAUUAGCACAAGAAUGGAAAAGUGUAAACCUGACAGCAUUAUAAAGUCUGGUAAAUCUUAUGUAGUUUGGUGAAUUAUAACAGCCAACUGUAGUGGUACUAUAACAAAAUCAGUGGCAGCAAGCGUAAGCAUGACAUUCGAGUCUGUUGACUUCAGAUCAAGAGUUAUUUCAGCAUCGGUCAUUUGAAGGAAUGAGCUGAAUGUUGCAACAGAAGUUGGUGAGAAAUGUGAGGCAGAGUUACUAAAUAUUCUUGCAGAUCAGUGACAGUGUUGGUGUUUGUUUUCUUCUUGGCUUGUUGCAUAUCUGUCUCUGGUAUUUGACCAGUAACACCAACAACCCCUGAAUUAUGCAACAGAAGGUUUAGCAAAGUGGAAAAAUGUCUGGUAUCUAUUUAUAGAUGACACAGAUGCUAAAUGGCACAUUUAGAUCAUUAAUGAGAGGUUUUAUGUAUACUGUCCCUUCUUUUUGCAAAUGGAAACAUGCCUUUGUAUUGCCUAUGAAGAACAUUAUUUUAAGCAGGCUUAUAAGUAUAUCGAACAUUUUUCGCCUCCCCUAUGGCAACAUGAAGGACUUAACUGCUGAACAUAUUUGCCUUAAGAAGUAUAUUUUCUACCACACAUUACAGAUAUCACUGUAGUAGAUGAACGCAUGGCAGCCGUCCAAAAGCCCCUUGCCACUUUUCUUUGUAAGGGCUGGUUUAUACGUCAAUAUGGCAGAAAUUCACUAUGCUCCUGCAUGACACUGAUUUGAAAUCCUGUACUGUAACAUGUACACAGGUGUCCUAUAGUUUAUUUUUAUUUGGAAGUUUUUCCUUUGUGUAAUAUUUCUGUGGUUUCAUGGGACCCUUUACUGGUAAAAUGUAACUGUACAUGUGCUACUGAGCCUUCAAACCCCACGUAAUGUUUUUUUGGACUCUGUAGAUACGCUUUGGGCCAAAAUUAAUGAACACAAAAUAGGCCCUUCCUUUUUUAGCAACUAUUUUUGUGUUGAUUCACCUGUAGUAUUAUUCAGUAACUGCUUUUUAGAAAUCUUCUUUUUCUUCAGGUUGAGUCCCAUCCGACUGAGAUGAGGAUUCUACACUUACACUAUUACCUAAAACAUUAUUUUCCGCAUGAACAGACUUUUGUUUACCUCUUGUGCGUGUGUGUGUGUGUUUUGUUUCCCUUUUUUUAAUGUUGUGAUGACAAUUUACUAGCAUGGUCCUAUGAAUAUUUUUAAUGAUCAUCUUUACAUUGGUGAAAAUGUAAAACUGCAUGUUGAGUGCAUCUAAGACGAGAGAAAAAAAAAAUUAUUAUUUAAUACCCAUUUGUGGACUGAGAAGAUGGACCUGUGUGACUGACGGAGUGAUUCCAUACUGACAAUAAAUACUUUCUUUUGUCACUUAAUGUUGAAUUUAACUUAAGAGGUUUUGUAUAAUAUAUAUAUAUAUUGCGAAUUUCUUUUUUCAACCAUACAUUUUUAUUAUAAUUUGAGUCUUAAGGCAAACAAACUUGAAGGUUAAAAUGCUAAUUGUUGUCUGUAAAGGAAUCUGCCAUCCAGAUGUGGAAAAAAAUGAACUUGGUUGGUGACAAAUAUUGAUGCGGAAACCCUUAAUAAACAUGACGUAAAAAUGA